CUUCAAGACCAGAACUUCAAGCCCAAUGGACUCGCCUGAGGAACCCGCUGCCGGCGGAUCACGUGAACCGCUGGGUGCGGCCGCCCCAAGGCUGUGUGCCUCUGCCACACCAUCCCCUCCAACCAACUCCGCUACCCACGGCCAACGAGCGCCACCGCAAGCUCGCCGUCGUCCCCUUCCUCUCCAAAUGUCUAAUGGACUACAAAAUCAACGUCGGGCGUCAGCUGAAAUACGGGUCCUAAUGCUACGCGGGCCUAUGAGAAUUCUCAUGAGCAAAAUGGAGGCACUUGCCAGUAUUGAUAUCGAGUCAAAGAUCAUUGAAGUUUUCAGAGAAAUGGUUAGUUUGCAGGCUGUCUUCUUGAAACCUGAGAGACCCAAAUCGAAGUUAAUAAAACGCCGCAAGGAGAAAAAUGAUGGCCUUGUUUCUCCUAACAUAAAAUCCAACAAAAAGACCAGAUCUUUGAGGAUUAGGGGAAGAUGGAAAUAG
This is a messenger RNA of Striga asiatica, 487 nucleotides long. NCBI's taxonomy places the organism in Eukaryota, Viridiplantae, Streptophyta, Magnoliopsida, Lamiales, Orobanchaceae. The record is from the annotation of a GenBank genome assembly.